AUGAAAAAAAAACAAGACAAUACAGAAAAUAACGUCAGUUCGACUUCACUUCCAUCAGUCUUGUAUAAAAUACAAUAUCCAAAUUGUCGUACAGGAAUGUUUAGUCUUCGUACACCCUAUAAAAAUUCUUCUGUCAAUGACAAUCAACAACAAAUUUACACGCCUAGUUCUACUCCUACGGUUAUACAUCCGGAAUAUUUACAUGUUAAUCAAAUAACUCAACAAGAUCAACCAUUCGCUCGUGAAUCAUUUCAACGAGAUGCUGAAGUUCAAUGUUCACUUCUAUCUCCGGAUAGUCAUGAUAGAAUUAUUAUACCACGACAGAAAAUAUUUCUAGGAGACUCACACGAUAGUGACUAUUUAGGUCCUCGUUAUCGUGUUCAAUUACAGUUACAACCGACACAUCCAAAUAUUUAUGAAGUAUGGAAUGUUGAAACUCCACCUCCACGAUCAAUUCCAAUAAACAAACCAAAUACAAAUCGAGAACCAUCAAUACGUAUUCGUUCGCCUCGUUUAGUUAACAUACAAUCUUUGAGUGAUGAUGAUUCUGAUUAUGAGGAUCAUGUAGCCUAUGCUUAUUAUCAACCAAGGCCAUCAUACUUGCCAUCCAAUGUACGAAUGGUAUGUGUUAGACAAGAUGCAAAUACAAUCUGUUAUUAA
This is a messenger RNA of Rotaria socialis, 660 nucleotides long. The record is from the annotation of a GenBank genome assembly. Lineage: Eukaryota; Metazoa; Rotifera; Eurotatoria; Philodinida; Philodinidae.